Messenger RNA from Fomitopsis serialis, 441 nucleotides. Its product is annotated as kinase-like domain-containing protein. Lineage: Eukaryota; Fungi; Basidiomycota; Agaricomycetes; Polyporales; Fomitopsidaceae. Gene Ontology annotation, cellular component: cytoplasm; nucleus. The record is from RefSeq and is a predicted model, not a curated record. The transcript has a single exon. Gene Ontology annotation, biological process: endocytosis; signal transduction; peptidyl-serine phosphorylation. Gene Ontology annotation, molecular function: ATP binding; protein serine/threonine kinase activity. The annotation marks the transcript as partial.
AACAUCAAGCCUUCGAACUUCCUCUUUGGCCCUGAACCGUUGUCACAGAAGGUCUUCCUCGUCGACUUCGGCCUCGCAAAGCAAUAUCGAGACCCCAUCCAGCAUUUACACAUUCCUUACCGCGACGGCUUACAACUCACCGGAACUGCUCUCUGGGCGUCCGUCAACGUUCACGUUGGCAUUGCACACUCGCGUCGUGAUGAUUUGGAGUCGCUCGCAUAUGUUAUUAUUUAUCUUCUCCGCGGAUACCUCCCUUGGCAAGACCUCGCGACUGACGACAUCUUUCACCGAAAACAGUCGCUGUCUCCUGCAGCUCUUUGCCACGAUCUUCCCCUCGAACUCACCACAUUCGUCACAUACAUCCGUAGUCUCCCAUUCACGGGAGACCCCGACUAUCUUUAUCUGCACCAUCUUCUUCAAAGCGCUACCGAACGAGUCGGC